ACUUUUACGAAAAACAAAAAAGUUGAUGAUGAAAUAUGCACUGUAGCACACUCAACGCUGCCAUCACUUCGCUGCCGUCCAGAUAACAUCAACCAAACAAAAAACAUUCUUAAUUUUUCACGAACCCAGUUGAUGAUUUUAGUCCCGCAAACCAAUCAUUGUUUAGUGACUCAGUUCCAGAAUGGAAAUCAGUUCUACUGAGAAUUCUUACGCCACCACUAACUGGUUGUUCGACUAUGAGUUGAUGGAUGAUAUCUCUGCCGUCUCCGAAGCAGCAGGCUUCCCCAGUCUUCCUCUGCAGCCGCUUGCCACCGCCACCACUGCUUUUGGCUUCUCCCUGGCCCACAAAGCAUUCAUCUGUAGCUCUAAUGUAAGUUCGGAAUUGGACUGCUCUUUUGAGGAUUCUGAAGGCUUUAAGGAAGCAGGUCCUCGUAAACGCUUAAAGCCAGAGUCAUGCAAUACAUCUGGAUCUAAAGCAUGUCGAGAGAAGUUUCGCAGAGACCGACUAAAUGAGAGGUUCCUGGAACUGAGGUCUAUCCUUGAGCCAGGCAAGCCACCAAAAACAGACAAAUGUGCUAUUUUAUGCGAUGCCAUUCAAAUGGUAACUCAGCUUCGUCUUGAAGCUCAGCAGCUGAAGGAGUCAAACAAGGAUUUGUUGGAAAAAAUCAAAGAGUUGAAGGUUGAGAAGAAUGAGCUACGUGAUGAGAAACUGAGACUUAAGGCCAGUAAGGAGAAGCUUGAACUGCAAAUUAAAGCUUCGGCUGCACAACCCGCGUUGUUAGCCCAUCACUCUGCAAUGGGAGUUGCAUUUGCAAAGGAAGCAGGGAACAAGUUAGUGCCCUUCUUUGGUUAUCCUGGUGUUGCCAUGUGGCAGUUCAUGCAACCUGCUGUGGUUGACACGUCCCAGGAUCACGUGCUUCGCCCUCCUGUUGCAUAAGCCGGAGAAGCCAAUUGUGGCAUGGCUCGGGAAAAUGUUGAUGUACAGCAGCUGUAUAAUUGUGUGUAUCUCUUUUGAAAGGAUGUGAUGUGAAUAAGAAACUGGUAUCUGCUCUUUCGCUUACUGUUUGAACUAAGCCAGGUGUAUUCGGUUCCUGCAGUAGAAUUUGCCCUUCUUGUUUGAAUGUCAAGAAAUAAUAAACCCUUUUGUAAUAAAAGACAGCAUUUUUCUUCAUAA
Olea europaea var. sylvestris is the source of this 1174-nucleotide messenger RNA. Its product is annotated as transcription factor ILR3-like. The record is from RefSeq and is a predicted model, not a curated record. Gene Ontology annotation, molecular function: protein dimerization activity; DNA-binding transcription factor activity. The coding region runs from base 182 to 937 and encodes 251 amino acids. The transcript is spliced from 5 exons. Gene Ontology annotation, biological process: intracellular iron ion homeostasis; regulation of DNA-templated transcription. Lineage: Eukaryota; Viridiplantae; Streptophyta; Magnoliopsida; Lamiales; Oleaceae.